AUGGGGGUGCCCGCACCCAAGGCCAAGGGGCCCUGGGUCCAGCUCCAGAAAAUUCUGACCUCCUGGCUCAUCAGAGAAGGCGACUGGGACCAGCGCGUGGAAGAGGCCCACAUGAGGCAACAGAAGAAGAUUCGGGAGUCUCCGCUGCUUCGGGCGGCCAAGGAAAAUGACCUGUGUGCCCUGAAGGAGCUUUUGCUCGAGGGAGCCUGCCACAUCCAACAGAGAGGAGCCCUGGGGGAGACUGCGCUGCAUGUGGCCGCCCUCUAUGACAACCUGGAGUCCGCCCUGCUGCUCAUGGAGGUGGCCCCGGAGCUGGUCCGGGAGCCCAUGGUGUCAGAGCUGUACGAGGGCCAGACCGCUCUGCACAUCGCCGUCGUGAACCAGAACGUGAACUUGGCUCGAGCCCUGCUUGCCCACGGGGCCAGCGUCUCUGCGAGAGCCACAGGGAUGGCCUUCCGCCGUAGUCCCCACAACCUCAUCUACUUUGGGGAGCACCCGCUGUCGUUUGCUGCCUGCGUGGGCAGCGAGGAGCUCGUGCGGCUGCUCAUUGAGCACGGAGCAGACAUCCGAGCCCAGGACGCCCUGGGAAACACCGUGCUGCACAUCCUCACCCUCCAGCCCAACAAGACCUUCGCCUGCCAGAUGUACAACCUGCUGCUGUCCUACGACGGCCGUGGGGGGGACACCCUGCAGUCGCUGGACCUCGUGCCCAACCACCAGGGCCUCACCCCCUUCAAGCUGGCGGGGGUAGAGGGCAACACCGUGAUGUUCCAGCACCUGAUGCAGCGGCGCAAGCACAUCCAGUGGACCUACGGGCCGCUGACCUCCACCCUCUAUGACCUUACCGAGAUCGACUCCUGGGGAGAAGAGCUGUCUUUUCUGGAGCUUGUGGUCUCCUCCAAGAAGCGCCAGGCACGCCAGAUCCUAGAUCAGACUCCCGUGAAGGAGCUGGUGAGCCUCAAGUGGAAGCGUUUUGGGAGGCCAUACUUCUACGUGCUGGGCUUCAUCUACCUGCUCUACAUCAUCUGCUUCACCAUGUGCUGCAUCUACCGCCCCCUCAAGUCCCGUGGAGGCAACCGCACACAUUCUCGGGAUAUUACCAUCUUCCAGCAGAAACCACUACAGGAGGCCUAUAUGACCUACAAGGAUAACAUCCGACUGGUGGGGGAGCUGGUGACCAUCUUCGGGGCUGUGAUCAUCCUGCUCGUAGAGAUCCCGGACAUCUUCAGGGUCGGGGCCACUCGCUAUUUUGGGCAGACCAUCCUUGGCGGGCCAUUUCAUGUCAUCAUCAUCACCUACGCCUGCUUGGUGCUGGUCGUCAUGGUCAUGCGGCUCACCAAUGUCGACGGGGAGGUGGUGCCCAUGUCCUUCGCCCUGGUGCUGGGCUGGUGCAGCGUCAUGUACUUCGCCCGAGGAUUCCAGAUGCUGGGCCCCUUCACCAUCAUGAUCCAGAAGAUGAUCUUUGGAGACCUGAUGCGGUUCUGCUGGCUCAUGGCCGUGGUCAUCCUGGGCUUUGCUUCGGCGUUCUAUAUCAUUUUCCAGACAGAGGACCCAACCAACCUGGGGCAUUUCUACGACUACCCCAUGGCUCUGAUCAGCACCUUUGAACUCUUCCUCACCGUCAUUGAUGGGCCCGCCAACUAUGAUGUGGACCUGCCGUUCAUGUUCAGUGUGGUCUACUGUGCCUUCGCCAUCAUCGCCACAUUGCUUAUGCUCAACCUGUUCAUUGCCAUGAUGGGUGACACUCACUGGCGGGUGGCCCAUGAGCGGGACGAGCUCUGGAGGGCCCAGGUUGUAGCUACCACGGUGAUGUUGGAGCGGAAACUGCCUCGCUGCCUGUGGCCUCGCUCCGGCAUCUGCGGGCGCGAGUAUGGGCUGGGCGACCGCUGGUACCUGCGGGUAGAGAACCACCAUGACCAGAACCCUCUGCGAGUGCUUCGCUACGUGGAAGCCUUCAAGUGCCCCGACAAGGAGGAUGAACAAGAGCAGGUUUCUGGGGAACCACUGUCUGUGACCGAGAGGGGGGCUCUGGCCAGAGCAUCGCUGGCCCUGCCCACACCCUCCCUGUCCCGGACCACGUCUCGCAGCAGCAGUCAUCGCGGCUGGGAGAUUCUUCGUCGAAACAUGAUGGGACACGUGAACCUGGGGCUGGAACUUGGUGAGAGGGACGGAGAGGAGAAAGUCUACCAUAUAUGA
Messenger RNA from Trichechus manatus latirostris (Florida manatee), 2196 nucleotides. RefSeq names its product transient receptor potential cation channel subfamily V member 5 (gene TRPV5). The record is from RefSeq and is a predicted model, not a curated record. Gene Ontology annotation, molecular function: calcium channel activity; protein binding. Gene Ontology annotation, cellular component: plasma membrane. The transcript has 15 exons. NCBI's taxonomy places the organism in Eukaryota, Metazoa, Chordata, Mammalia, Sirenia, Trichechidae. Gene Ontology annotation, biological process: calcium ion import across plasma membrane. Bases 1 to 2196 code for a protein of 731 amino acids.